AUGUCGCAAUAUCCCAACCCGUACGGCCAUGGCCAAUACCCUGGUACAUACCCGCCUCCGCCAUACCCCUACCCCGCGACGGGUUAUUCGGCGCCUGGUCAGAGCUCUGACCCUGCACAAUUGCACCGGGAUGCAUCUCAAGCUGCAUACAACUUCAAUGCGGGCCACAUCCCGGGGUUGGGAAUAGGAGGCACAAGUGCUGCCGAUGGGCAAAGACACCCCGCCUUGGGCAUAGAGUCCUGGCCUCAAGUACCCCCAUUCUUCAUGCCAACACAAGGACCACCACAACCUCGCCUCGAUUCUUCUACAGUCCCAAUCCAGUCUCAAUCUAGCGCUGCCCACCAUGUAAAACCCGGACCGCAAAGCUCCGGUCAACCGGCGCCAGCAGUCGCACACCCCACAGCAGAUGUUGAUAUGGAGGAAGGUGAGCUUAGUGAGGGGCAGUUUGAGGACUUGUACGAACCCAGAGAGUAUAUUCCUGCGACAGCACCUCCACCAACCUCCAAGCUCCCGGCAGCUCACCCGAUCGCGGAUCUCAGCCAACCCACAAGCGCAGCCGAUACCCCAGACGGGGGUUUUUAUGCUAGCGAUGAAGAGAGUGGUGACAAAGCUUUGAAUGGUGAUGAAGGUCGUGAUCGCUCCGCGUCAUAUUCACCCUUCUUAUCUCCAAAGGAAGGCCAAAGUGAGGGCCCGACCCCACAGCCCCGGACAACCAAGCCGACACAGGACACCGAAGUGACCUCGAAAUCUGCUGCCAUUCCGCCGCCCGUAGUAUCCAAGGACGCUGGAGCAUCUGCGCCCCAAGCACACGAGGGCCCAGGAACACCAUUUAAAACCGUCCAAGAAGCGAAAAAAGAAGCACAAAAGGCAAUUCUCCGGCUUUGGCCUCUUGGAGUUAAAUACCAAAAUUAUCUGGACGAAGGAUUUGACGAAGGGCUGAUCAAGAGCCUUUUCGUGGACCUCCAUCUUGAGUUGCCAAAGGUAGCACCAACGAUCCCGCCACCUUCCCAGUCCAAAGCAUCGCAACCGGGCCAGGAUGGCAGCCAGCCAGCGAAAUCUCAACUUCAGCAGACGGGGUCAUCGGCCAAAGGCCCGGAUGCUGCGCCAGAGAAGGGCGGGAAAGCAGAGGAGCGGAAAGACCGCAUUGCGCGUCUCCUUGCCGCGAAGGCAGCCAAAGGACCAGCACCACCAAAACCUGUUGGUACCACGGUCUCGCAACCCAAGGCUGCUUUACCAGACUCACAGUCCCAAAGCACUGCUCCCACGCCUCAGGGUGUCACCGCCCCUAAAGCCAAGGCGUGGGGAGACAAAGAGCGGUUGCUUCAGCAGAAGAUAGCGGCACUACAAAAGUCUCGUGAAGCGCAAAAGGCAUCGGCCGACCAAAUUGAGGCGUCUAUUACGGCGGCCGCUACCACGGCGGGCCCCAUCAUUCCCACCGGUCCCAAAGCCGAGACCACGUCUGCCGUAUCAGACGGCCCCAAGCCCGCUGCACCUCAGGCUGGUGUGGCACUGGCUGGGUUGCUGUCAUCGCCUAAUACCCCUCAGAAUCUUGUAGCCCAGCGCAAGCGCCCGGUGGCUGCAGAUUUUGUCGACUAUUCAUCCACCGCGGUUCCAGCGAAACGGCCAUUCGCACAAAUGCGCCAGGAAUCGACGCUGAUCAUUGAUGUUAGCGAUGAAUCCGAGGACGAGGAGAUGGAUGUAGAAAUGGAGAUGGAAUCGCCGGUUGAUGAGUCCUUGCCGACUCCUUCCAACGGCCUCACUGGACAACGUGGGCCCGCCAUCCGUGACUUCCCGCCUCUGACAGAUACCUUGCCACAACGCCAGUUCUCAAGCCCAGCGCCCUCCGUCACACCACCUGGGGGGCGCCCGAACAACACGAAGCGAGAAUCAGAGUUGGAUCUCAAGGAAAAAGCAAUCCAGGAUAUGAGACGUCGGAUUGCCCUAGCAGAAGCCAAACGGAAGGUAAAACAGCAAACGGGCGGAUCGGUAACCCCGAACCAGCUGCCUCUUGAAGGCAAGGAGGGCCGAACUGGCCACAUGAGCAAUUCGGAGGGCUCUGAAAAGGCCUCGCCUCAGCCGACUUCGGAGCUAGUAUCUGCUAGUCUCCCCAAGACAGACGAGCCGACUGGCGUGGAUCCAUUUCAGCGUGCCCAACGCCGGGGCCGCAUCAUGAGUCUAGAGAUUCCUCGUGUGGAGCUGUCUCUCGCGGAAAAGAUGAAGCGCCUUGAGCAGCUUAGACUUGAACAGGAACGGCUGCAAGCCGAGAUUGACAACAGUGUCAUUGAGCAACAAAAGUUGGCGGAUGAGCUGCAGCAACUGGAUAGUACGGCCGAGGAAAGCCCCCAUACGAAUGGGCAGGGUUCCGCAAAAGACUCCGGUCCCCUAUCGGCACCUACCGUUGAGGAGCAGCGUGGUGAGGAGCUGGAGCCGGACCUGAACGAGCCACAAACAACUAGCACCACCACCGGAUCCCGUGUAGAUCAAUCUCCAGCUGAGGUUGUCGUGGAGCAACCGUUGAGUCCCUCGAGAGCAUCCGAACAACCGGUCUCGGACGCGGAUACCCUACCUCGUGACGGCACGGAGGAUGCCACGGAUGCCGAUGGGACCACGCCGAUGGAAAUUGAUUCCAGGGCAUCCAGCCUCGAAGUUGAGGAGCGUCUUGGCAGUGCUGAGGACGAGCCGGCGGGUGGUCUACCCGAGCAGAUAUCGGGGGCAGCACAGCCUCGGGAAGCGGUGCAGGAAAUUGAGGCCGAAGUUACGGGAGAAGUACAUAUCGUUCCCUCCCUGGGGGCCCCCUCUCUUGAGUUGACACCGGCACAGGUGCAAGAACCUCGGAUCACGAAGUCGACCGGUGGCUUGACACCCUACCAAAGCCCACUCCGUUAUUUCCGCGCGUACCGGUUCCACCCGCAGUACAAAGACUCCGUCACGGGAGGGCUUAGAUCUUUGACGUACAGCAACAGAAUUGACCCCGAGCGAGAGCUCUGCCCCUACGAACUUACUGGACAACAGUGCCCGGACAAUUGCGAGUUCCAGCAUAUCGGUUCCAUCGGUGCCGCCGAUGACCAAAUCCUGCUGGAGCUUGGCAACUCGGACGACUACAGCAGCGAGCAGAAGGGCCGGUUUAUCCAGGGCCUGAGAGAACUUCUCCAGAAAUUCAAGGCCGAUAAGGUUAAGGAUUUCGACACCAUUGCGUCCGGCAUCAUCAGGUACCGCUCAGAGUUUCUCGGGGACAACUCCAAGGUACUGCGCUUGGAAGGCGUCACCAUUUGA
Molecule: messenger RNA, 3273 nt
Organism: Dichotomopilus funicola
Lineage: Eukaryota; Fungi; Ascomycota; Sordariomycetes; Sordariales; Chaetomiaceae
Exons: 3
Coding region: 1-3273 (1090 amino acids)
Cellular component (GO): nucleus; exosome (RNase complex)
Source: RefSeq, a predicted model, not a curated record